Messenger RNA from Pogoniulus pusillus (Red-fronted tinkerbird), 547 nucleotides. RefSeq names its product tubulin polymerization-promoting protein family member 2-like. Gene Ontology annotation, cellular component: microtubule. Gene Ontology annotation, molecular function: calcium ion binding; tubulin binding. Lineage: Eukaryota; Metazoa; Chordata; Aves; Piciformes; Lybiidae. The record is from RefSeq and is a predicted model, not a curated record. Gene Ontology annotation, biological process: microtubule bundle formation; positive regulation of protein polymerization; microtubule polymerization. The transcript has 3 exons. Bases 1 to 507 code for a protein of 168 amino acids.
AUGUCAGAGGUGGAGAAAGCUUUCCGUAAGUUUGCUGUAUACGGUGACACUUCUGCCAGUGGCAAUGACAUGACAGGGAAAAACUUCUCCAAGAUGUGCAAGGAGUGUGGUGUGAUGGAUGGAAAGGCUGUCACCAGCACCGACGUUGACAUUGUAUUCAACAAAGUCAAGACCAAGGGUGCCCGCACCAUCACCUUUGCUGAGUUCCAGCAGGCCAUGAAGGAGCUCUGUGUAAAGCGCUUCAAGGGCAAAUCACCCGAGGAGGCGCUGCAGGCUGUGUAUGGCCUCAUCGAGGGGAAGGAGCCUGGUCAUGUGGGUGCCACGAAAGCCACCACGGUCGGUGGGGUCGAGAGGCUGACAGACACUAGCAAAUACACUGGCACCCACAAAGAGCGUUUCGAUGAGAGUGGGAAAGGGAAGGGUCUUGCUGGCCGUGAGGAUCUGACAGACAACAGUGGCUAUGUUGGAGCCUACAAGGGAGCUGGCACUUACGACCGGACACACUAGGAUGGAAACUGCUUAAGGAAACAGGGACUCAUCACCUGUA